Molecule: messenger RNA, 653 nt
Organism: Dreissena polymorpha
Lineage: Eukaryota; Metazoa; Mollusca; Bivalvia; Myida; Dreissenidae
Product: agrin-like
Exons: 4
Coding region: 122-580 (152 amino acids)
Molecular function (GO): protein binding
Source: RefSeq, a predicted model, not a curated record
UGAUGUGUAUCGAGUUCGACAAAGAUAAGAAGUUUCAAAUUUCAUUUUCAGUAUGUGAAGCAAUUAUUUAAACGUCUUUAUAUCAUUUCCAUUUUACGGAGACGACCUAAACGUGAUCGUUAUGAGAUUUAUGGCGUGUAUUUUGGUUUUUGUUGUUGCGCUUCCAGGCCUUCUAGCACAGAUUGUGCCCACAGAUGGUCCCUUUAUCGCCUGUCAAUUUAUCAACAGCUUCGAGAACUGUGAUAUGUUCAUCACUGACUCCUAUUGUGGCUCGGACGGCGUCACUUAUGCAAACAGAUGUGAAUUCAGCAAGGCCCACUGUCAAGAGUUAUCAAUCCAGCUUCUGCACAUUGGCGACUGUAGCCGUCUUGUAGACAUCGCUACGGCAGCACCCGUGGCUGGCAAAGACGUCGUGUUUGAUUUCUUCUGCACAAGUCUCAGCCACAUGACCUGUCCGCCGGAUCCAACCAAGGUCUGCGGCUCCAACAACCGGACAUACCUGAACUACUGCGAAUUCGAAAAGGCGAAAUGCACACAUCGUGAACUGAUGGUGAAGACAUACGGGGAGUGCACCGCCUAAGGAUUGUAGUAUUCGAGUUUAUUGAAAUAGCAAGUUGGCAAGUAAUAAUAAUAAAUAAAUACAGCAUACCAUA